CAAAACACAUAAGUCUCAACUACUAAUAGGAAUAGAUUUAAAACAAAUACCUAAAAAAGUAUCUAUUGCUAAAAUAACUCUUAAGACUACUACAUUUGUUUAGAGAUGAUCCAACUUAAUCGUUGUUCAGGAGUCAUCUUCAAAAAGAAAUCUUGUUUUGCUUUGGUGUUAAGCAAAUCAAGAGCCAUAAAGCAUUCAUCAUCGGUUAGUCCUGGCGUCUCCUUCAUGGCAUCCAAAAGCAGUAGAGCCAAGUUAGAUGAUUUGGAGGCAUUCCUAGUUAAAGGUGGAUACAGUGAGUUCAAACUGCGAAGGUUGCGAAAGAAUGACAUUCUCUUCCUCUUCAAACGGGAAGGAGACUAUUUGCGCUGGUUCUCCCGGCAGCGCUGGAUUGUCAAUGGAAUCAGCAUUGUCAUCUCCAAAUGGUCCCCGGAUUACUCCCCAACCCGUGAAUCCCCAAUUGCUCCGGUGUGGAUCAAGCUUGAGCAUUUUCCAGUUCAUCUCAACGACCAUGGAGUUCUAUUUAAAGUGGCUUCCCUUUUCGGUAAGCCAAUCAAAGUCGACUCCAACACUGCGAUUGGUGUAUUUCUGGAACAAUCCAGAUUCUGCGUUGAAAGAGACACCUCGUUGCCGUUCCCCUCCCGCCUGCAUUUUCGGCUAGGAAGCAGAGAUCUCUGGAUCCCUUGUAAGUUUGAAAAUCCCCCACAUUUCUGCUCUUGCUGCAAUAUUUUUGGACAUACUGUCAACAACUGCAGGAAACAAAAACACUUGAGCCUCACCGGAAAAGCUCCUGCCGGUGAGGCGGACAUCAUGGGAGCGGGGCUUAAGGAGGAUCUUGCAGGAUGGACAUGGGUAAAAGGAAAACGACAUGGCAGGCCAGAUUCUAUUUUGGGUAGGGUUGGAGUUCAUGUGGGCCAAAGAAAUUCCCCUCCAAAAAGCCAAGUCCAAAAACAAGUGGACAUUUCAAAUACUGGCGUCCCUUUUUCCCUUGCCCCUCUUGAAUUUCACACCACUUCUGACCAACCAUGUUCGUCCAAACAGGCUAAUUCACAGUGGUCUCCUAUAUUGCCUAUCAUUGAAGAUGUGAAUGAAGAUGAAGUCCUUUCCACGUCAUCUCCUAAACAGAAUGCCCCACUGCCCAUUACUAUCCCAGAUGACAGCCUGGCCUUGGUCCCCUACUCCAAUGGUCCAGGGGUCCCAACGCUUGCACCACACCUCCAAGAUGACUACUGGGUCUGCAAACCUUCCUCUGCCUCCACGAUGUGCAUGGACUUUGAGAAGCUUGAGAAAGAAGAUGAAUUCUCUUCUUGUACUGCCAUUCUGCAGGCAAUGAAGGGGAUAUGCCUUUCGAUGGUUCUGAGCUUCUUCCCUUACAGGGCUCACACGGUGAUUGAGAGAAGGCAGCUUUGGGAGAGCUUACAGGGGAGGAGCAACACUAAUCAAAAUUGGGUGGUGGGAGGCGACUUUAAUGCUAUUUCUUCCCCUUCAGAAUACAAAGGUCAGUGCGAACCAAAUGCACUUGGAAUGGAAGAGUUCAACUCGUGCAUUGAAGCUUGCAAUCUGUUCUGUCCAGACCCUUCCGGUGGUCUCUUUACUGGUCUGGCACAAGAAGCCGUGGGAGAACAUGGCUUCCUCCAGGUGGUUAAGGAUUGUUGGACUAAGACUCCCUACUCUGGUGGCAUGCGUGGACUUGUGGCAAAACUCAAAGGUCUUAAGGGAUGUCUCAAGGAGUGGAACAAGAAGGAAUUUGGCAAUAUCUUUGAAAAUCUUACUAAGGCGGAGGAGUUUGCAACCCAAAACCAGUUGUGCUUUGAGGAAGAUCCUACCGAUGCCAAUCGCGAAAAAGCCUAGAAGGCAAACGCCAAACUUCUUCUCGCUACUCACAAAGAGGUGGCAUAUUGGAAGCAAAAACCUAAUGCAAGAUGGCUUGAAUUUGGGGACUCAAACUCCAAGGUCUUCCAUGCCUUUGCUAAUGGGAAGAGAUGGAAGCUUGCCAUUAAUCAUAUUAUUUCGGACACUGGUGUUGGGCU
Molecule: messenger RNA, 2027 nt
Organism: Cuscuta campestris
Lineage: Eukaryota; Viridiplantae; Streptophyta; Magnoliopsida; Solanales; Convolvulaceae
Source: the annotation of a GenBank genome assembly